UCAUCCACCAUCAAAACCCGUGAUCGGUCAUUUCUGCUCAUUGGCAUGCUGCUUCAGCUUCAAAAUUUCAUUCAGUAGACACAUCAAUCUCUACAUCCCUCAAUUAUCGCUACCCCGGAAAUAUUUUUACGGUGACCAAGAUGUAUUUCGCGUGGUGUGUUGCCCUUUUCUUCGUUUCGACUGGCUUUGAGCACAUCGUUCCUGGAGUUUAUUCUAGAGAAGUAGAUAUCUUUUUUAACGAAGGAAACGUUCACCAGCCUGGCUGUUGCCAUCACCAGCUGAACGACGAUGAGUUGCUGACAGAAGAAUUGCUGCGAAAGGAUGAAUUUUCCUCCCCGGAGCAGCGGAUUCGCCGCGAAUUGCUGCGCCAGUCCGACGAAAUUUCCUCCCCGGAUGCGUGUCUGCUGAGUGAGCUGAGACGCAGAGGUGCCAACGACCUUUCCUCUUCUGACCUGCGCAGCCAUCGCGACAUUUUGCGCAAGAAUGACCUUUCCUUGGCUGAACUGCGCCUGUUACAGCGUGAACUGCGCAGAGAAGCUGCCGACCUUUCCACCGUGAAUAUGCGUACCAAAUUGGAGAAACUAUGUCCCUUGUUGGAUGUUUCGUCGCCGUCGGAUCUGCGCGAUGUGAAAGUGCUGGGACGUAGUCAGACUACUGUGAUCAAACGACAAGUCGAAGAAGAAGACGCAGAAGAAGAAGAGGAGACAGAGCAACCCAAGAAGUCACAGAAGAAGUCUCUGAAUAAGUCGCAAAAGAAGUCUCAAAAGAAGCAGUCGCAGAAAAAGCAGAAAGCGGAAGCUAAGAAGAAGCCUGCUAAAUCCAGCAAGUCGUCCAAGAGUAAAGGAAAAUCCUCAGCGAAGAAAGGGAAGAAAGACAAGAAACAACGAUAAGCCUAUAGUCCUUGGUCUCGUGCUGUGAUAAUUUUAUUCGGCUAGUUGGCCAGUACACAAUGACAAUAUGCCUGCGCAGAUUUACACUAAUUAAAAUUUUUUAAAACUGUUUUUGAUUAUUCUGGUUUUCUUUGCACGCGUUUAUGCGGAUGCUGGCGCAGUAUUUGUGAUGCCUGAUGGUUUAAUGCUGUUUCGGUGAUAUUUUUCCUGAAUUUUCGGUUGAGUUGUAUCUAUCGAAUAAAGUCAUAAACCGAG
Messenger RNA from Paramacrobiotus metropolitanus, 1145 nucleotides. RefSeq lists its product as uncharacterized. Bases 141 to 890 code for a protein of 249 amino acids. The record is from RefSeq and is a predicted model, not a curated record. NCBI's taxonomy places the organism in Eukaryota, Metazoa, Tardigrada, Eutardigrada, Parachela, Macrobiotidae. The transcript is spliced from 4 exons.